This is a messenger RNA of Lodderomyces theae, 1857 nucleotides long. RefSeq names its product stress-regulated transcription factor (gene RPN4). The transcript has a single exon. The coding region runs from base 1 to 1857 and encodes 618 amino acids. The record is from RefSeq and is a predicted model, not a curated record. Lineage: Eukaryota; Fungi; Ascomycota; Pichiomycetes; Serinales; Debaryomycetaceae.
AUGACUUCAUUAGCUGUUUUACCACUGUUGAAGAGAACCAUGACUGACUUGAUGGAUGAAGAGUUGUAUCAAAUACCAUCGUCACCCAUCUUCACCACCGCAUCCAGCAACAACAGCAAGAACGAAGUGUCUAACGAAUCCUACAACGACGGCUUUAAUCUCAAUAAUACAUUCAACUACAACACCACCAGUCGAACUUCAGUAAACUCUUCACCAAAUCUACCCUUUGCACAACUAAAUACCAUGAGGGACUCCUUUUACAAUGGCGCUGCUACUCAAAACAACUCAAGUAAUAAUUUGGGUAACAUGUUGAACAUUCCUGACUCAUUUCUUGAGCAAAUAUCUUCAAAGGAAGGUGUGGACCAGUUCAAGCAACAGCAACAGCAACAGCAACAGCAACAGACGCAGGUGCUGGACGUUGGUUACCCACAAGAUUCACAACCUGCCCACAUUAACCCAUUCACCAAGUAUGCCAACCCAAACUCAUUUAUAAGGCCAUCAUCGCUAGCGUUCAACCAACUGCUACAGCAGCCACAACAACAGCAACAGCAACAGCAACAGCAACAGCCACAACAGCAACAGCAGCCACAUACGUCUCAGAGUCCGGGUCCAGGUAAUGGCUACUUUCUUCAACCGCCUCCUUUACCACAAGCAUUUCCACAAAGAAGAAGAAAGAGAAUCACAACUAUUGAUGAUUUGGAGCCAGCCGGAGGCAAGAAAAAGAGUAUAGACGAGGACUACUUGUUGUACAAUCCCGACAUUUCACCAGGCCAGGUUAUUCAUGAGUUGGAUGACUCGUUUUAUGUUCCACCAAGUCAUAACAAUGACAUUAUCAAUUCCAAUUCAAUCGAAGGAUAUGAAAAUGACAUUAUUCCUGGUUACGAAAACGAUUAUUUGUACUUGGAUGAUGAAAAUGAACAAAUUGAAGAGGAUUUAUCUGAUGAUGAAGGAGAUGAGGAUAACUACUUCCAUGUGGAUGAAGAAUUUGAUGAUUAUAUCAUGAGCAAUUCCGGUUACAAUAUUAUAAAUGAUCACUCUGCAGAGUAUUCUACUUUUGAUGCAUUCAAGAAUAUAUCAUUGGAAGAUCACCAUCACCAACAAGCACAACAAAAGAACAAUUUGCAGCACGAGCACGAGCAAGAGGCAAACACACCAAUAGAAGACGAAGAUCAUCAUGACAUGGGCAAUCCUGCUUUACAAGAGUUGCAUGACGAGGCAAUAAUCAAGGUUGAGGAUGAUGAAGAGAGUUUGGAAUUUCAACCACCUGUUGUUUCUGAAAUUUCACCACAAUCAAUCGUCUCGCCAUUGGCAUCGACUCCUGAGAAUGACUAUACUUCUGCCAGCGUUGAUACUGUUCAUAUCAAGCAGGAACCAGACGCAGGCACUACUUUUGAAGAGGAUGAGGAUGCAAUGAUGAUUGAUAAUUCUGAUGAUGAAGAUAUGGGUGGACAAGGCACUGAAGAUACACGGAACAGCGCGAAAAAGGAGUCAUCAACAGAUGCCGAACAUCCAUACAAGUUGGGUGCUGAAAUAUCCGCCACCAAUCCUGAUCACCGUUGUGAGUUGGUUAAUCCUGGUACGGGUAAAGUUUGCAAUAAGCAAUUUUCCCGUCCAUAUGAUUUGAUCAGACAUCAAAACACUAUUCACGCGUCGAUGAAGAAGAUUUAUAGGUGUGUCAUUUGUGAAGGAAGAUACAAAGGAGGAACGGGUAAUGGAAAACAAAAGACGUUUUCUAGAAAUGAUGCAUUAUCAAGACACAUCAAAAUUAAGCACAACAUUGUUGGUGAUGAAGCAUUGGAAUUGAUUAAUGAAGCAAAGGAAAAUGUCGAAUAUCACCCAGUCUCUGCUGCUUUAUAG